Messenger RNA from Trichechus manatus latirostris (Florida manatee), 3646 nucleotides. It is a transcript of the gene NUDCD3, whose product is annotated as NudC domain containing 3. The transcript is spliced from 5 exons. The record is from RefSeq and is a predicted model, not a curated record. Bases 84 to 1109 code for a protein of 341 amino acids. NCBI's taxonomy places the organism in Eukaryota, Metazoa, Chordata, Mammalia, Sirenia, Trichechidae. Gene Ontology annotation, biological process: protein folding. Gene Ontology annotation, cellular component: cytoplasm.
AGCACGCCGGAAGUGGCUUAUUGGUCCGGGUUGCUCUGUCCCCCAGCACUGCGUGAGCUUUCCUCCUGGGUGGGCCAGACGACAUGGAGCCGGGGUCAGCCGAGUUGUACGACCAGGCCCUGCUGGGCAUCUUGCAGCAUGUGGGCAACGUCCAGGACUUUCUGCGCGUGCUUUUCGGUUUCCUCUACCGCAAGACGGACUUCUAUCGCCUGUUGCGCCACCCGUCUGACCGCAUGGGCUUUCCGCCGGGGGCUGCCCAGGCCUUGGUGCUGCAGGUAUUCAAAACCUUUGACGACAUGGCCCGUCAGGAUGAUGAGAAGAGGAGAAAAGAGCUUGAAGAGAAGAUGAGACGAAACAAAGAAGAGGCAAAAGCUAUAGCAGCUGCUGCAGCUGAGAAGGAACCAGUCCCAGCCCCAGUUCAGGAAAUAGAGAUUAACUCCACCACAGAACUGGAUGGGCCUCAGGAAAUGGAGAAAGUACAGCAACCUCCAGGCGCACAGGGUGCAGUGCAGGAGGAGGCCCACAGCUUGGAGGAGGCAGAGCCUCCAGGAGCAGUUGUUGGUGUUGCUGAAGUCCCUAGGGAACCACCAGAACUUCCCAAGCGACAGGAGCAGUUUCAGAAAAACCCUGACAGUUACAAUGGUGCUGUCCGUGAGAACUACAUCUGGUCGCAAGACUACAUGGACCUGGAGGUCAAGGUGCCAGUGCCCAAGCACAUCAUGAAAGGGAAGCAGGUCUCAGUGGACCUUAGCAGUGACUUCAUCCGAGUGGCGGUGCUGGAGGAAAAUGGAGAGCGUGUCCUCAUGGAAGGGAAGCUCACACAUAAGAUCAACACCGAGAGUUCUCUCUGGAGCCUCGAGCCAGGGAAGUGUGUUUUGGUGAACCUGAACAAGGUGGGGGAGUACUGGUGGAGUGCCAUCCUGGAGGGCGAGGAGCAAAUCGACAUCGACAAGAUCAACAAGGAGCGCUCCAUGGCCACCGUGGAUGAGGAGGAGCACGCUGUCCUGGACAGGCUGACCUUCGACUACCACCAGAAGCUACAGGGCAAGCCGCAGAGCCAUGAGCUGGUAGGACCCUCAGCCUUUGCCCAGGAGAGCCAGGCACUCUGAGGCCUGCCAGGCAGAUACCACAGGCUUCCUCUGCUUGCAUAUCAGAAGGCUGGCGAGAAGACAGAGGAGAGGCUGGGCUGGCGGGGUGCUGGGAUGUGAGGGCAUCGUGGGCACAGGUGAAGCUCUGGGAGGAAGGGUUUGCGUAGAGCUGGGCCCUGUGCCAAGGAGCCAAUCAUUGAGCAGAGCAGCAUGGCCUUGCCCCGUGGCCUGCAGGCUGAGGGGCUGCCUCUCUGUCCUUCUUUCCAGCUGCACAGCUCGGGUGGUCUCCAGUGCCCUUGACUCAGGUAGCCACGUGGCCGUCUGACCAUGCCAUGCAUGGGCACGUAUCCGUUGACGCUCCCUGUCACAGCCUCAAGCCUGGACAGAAGAGCCCCAGCUAGCAGGGCCCAUGAAGGGUGCUGAGAGCGGGGUGCUGCUUCAAACCAGGAUUGGGAAUCUGAGUACCUUACUGACUCUGAGCAGUCCGGAGAGAUUUCUGGACCUACUGUGGCCUUUAGCCUGCCUUCUGCAGAGCCCCCACAGAUCAGUUAAGGUCCUGCUAGUGGGACAUCAGCAGAGCUUCCAUGUGCAUUUCCAGAGGUCGGUGGCCGUGGCGCAGGCACUGUCUCAUGCCAGGCCAGGGCAGCGGUGUUGAGGUGGGAGGAAGUCUUUAACAGAAGAAGGCGUGUGUCCGGCUGGCAUUGCGCUAGCGAGCAGACUGCCAGUGGCAAAAAAGCAAUUAAUUACAUACAGAUAUACUUGCUUUCUCUCCUCACAUUAUUUUCAGCCUCCUAGUGUCGCACAUAAGCUGUUGGUGGUGAGAAAUGCGUGACUCGUGAGUCUGAGUUGGGACAAAGGGCUUGGAGUCCUUGGGGCUUUGGACCAGUCUCAAGUUUUUGUUCCUUGUGUAGUGAACCCAGAGCCCCUAAGAAAGCCAUCACAUUCUUGCAUUUUGCAGUUCGUUUUGCAAGUGCCCGACUUUGUGAUGUAUUUGGCUUAUUUGCCAGUAUCUCACCCCAGGAAGUCCACCAUUGGAUGAUUGCAAGCUCACCUCACUCAUUUGCUCACACACAGCUCACUUGUUGGCCAACUGUCUUUGCCUUACUCUGCUCAGAUCUUAGAUGUGCAAGCCAGCCCCACCUUGUGCCUGCGAGGGCCUCGGAGGCCUGAGGAGAGGGCUGCCAGUCAUCCCCACUUCCCAUCAGGCUGCCACUCCCAGCCACCACCGCGCCUGGCAUGACGUGGGCAUUAUUAAGCACUUCCUACUGGUCAGGUGUCGUAUGAACCCUGUCAUGAGUGCUGUCUCACAGACUCUUCACAACACCCCUGAGAUGAGAGUGUGUUUUCUUAACAGAUAGAGAAAUUGAGGUCACAUCCUAUAUUCAAGGUCCCACUGCUAGUAAGCCUCAGGGGUGGGAUUUGAACCCUGAUUUGAUUACAGACCUUUUUGCCAUCACCUGUCCUACCCUGCACCUUGCACAGGUUGGUGUCUCUAUGAAAGAAUGUUCCUCUCAUUUGGCUGCUUUACCAGCAUGGGCUUGCAGACCUGGAGGUUUAGUCUGGUGUUGACUCUUUGGGAACGCUGAAGGACCCUCUUUGGCUGUUCCAUAUCCUGAUAAAGGUCACAGUGACCUCUGUCGUAGUGGCCGAGCACCUAGGAUCAGAACUUCAGGAUGCAGCGCCCCGGGCUCAUGCAGACAGCAGGCCGGCUGCUCGCAGUUACAACCCAGCUGAGCUGCUUUUGUUUGUGGCUGUCAAGACGAGAGACCAGUUUUUGCACACCUGUUGCCUGAGGAGGCUUCCAUGAGCGUUUCCUCAUCAUCCUCACUGCAGCUUGGAGAUGAGGCGUCAUCCUGCUGCACAGAAGAGGAGACAGGCUCACAGAGAGGUGAUGGGACUUGGCACUGACUAUCCCCAAGUGUAGUGCUGUGCCCACAGAAGUGGUUGAGAUACAGUCACAGGUUGAUCUUUGGGGGAAAGAAUCCCUUGUAUUGAGAAGAUUCUGGGCAGUUUUUACAGAUAUUAGCAUAAACGCUCAUGGUCACAUUUGGGUUAGAAUGAAGUCUUGAAAAGCUGUCUUUCCAAAAUGAGGUGCUGUGUGCCAUUAAGUGAAUCGCGUGCCGAGGGAGGCGACUCUGCUGGCACCUUCCCCAGAUGAGCAGAGGGCACUUUUUCAAACACUGAGAUGGAACAAGUAGCAGGUGGCCCUGACUCUGAUGGAGAGAAAUGCUGGAAGUUAAUGUUUCACUGUGGUCUGAGCUGUGGUACUGGUGAGCUUUGCGAACGCUCAAGCUGUGAGAUGUAAGAAGCAAGAAUGCCUCUCCACUGAACUCACAAAACACAUUGUCUUUUUCAGUUCAAAAAUGCGUACUUUUUUACUGGUGGUUUUUUGUCUCUGAGCCUCUCAAGUGCCCUCUGAUGGCAAACCAUACAUUGGCUUUUUUUUUUUUUUAAACUUUUUAAAAGUCUGAAUUAAAAAUCCAUCCCUGCUUGUUGUACAAGAUACCGAUAGUGCCAAAAUAUUCAUCCUAGAAAGUGGAAGCAGCCCAGGAGGCAGC